AUGGCACAUUUGGAAGAACGUCCGAGCGGCCUAGAUGGCUCUGCCUGGACCUGGAUCUUCGACCACUGCCUACGUUAUCCUGAAACCUACGAGAUUCCGCUUCGUACUAUGUACGCGCUGAACUGCAACCCGACCAGACAACCUAGCUCGGGAACCCGCACCCCCGAAACUGCUUUCUCAAAUCGCUCCUCCAGCUCGUCCAAAGCCUCCAUCUCCUCUCAGGACUUCAUCUUGGAUCCGGCUGCGGACUUCAGGGCACAGCUGACUCAUCAUAUUGCUCGAAUGCCAUCCCAGCCCUGCUCCCUACCGCCAAGUUUCGUGACCUCUUUCCUUCGUCGCUGUUUCGCUCCUCAAUUGGACGAGGUUGAUUUUCCUCAAGCCUUGACCGCCCUGGACUAUCUAAAGGACCUAGAAAAUCGCCGGAGAAGAGAGGUUGCGGCUGCCUUACAGCGACUGAAUAUCCAUCCCGACGACCUCAAGGAAAAGACCGAGCUAGCAAAGAAAUAUCCGGGGGUCCUCACAUGGAUCGAAUCGAUUAAUGUUCAAGGUCGUAGAGUUGAAGCUCUCUACACUCAGAUCUACCUCGGGCUUCGCCGCUGGAUCUUGAUCAAUGAGAUGUUGUUGGCACCAUUCAACAAGGCCAAUUGCAUUGCCAUGCUGAACACGCUCUUCCCUCCUGUGACGGAAGCGACGGUUACGCCCACUUCUCAGCUGACUCCGCAAAUCCUCAAAUCUCAGCGUGACGGAUUUUUCCGAUACAUAUCUGCUUUUGAGACCAACGGUAGGCAGAUACUAGACAAGGUGAUUACCCAGGGAGCACCCGAAGGUGAAGCGAAUGGAUGGCCAUUGGUUCGGGAAGCCCUGGACAAGUAUCUGCGAAUUGCCAAUGAGAUCAUCGACGAGUGUGGGCUGGUGAACGGUCCUUCCAGCUUCGAAGAACGAGAGGACCCCGCACCUCGUGGCCACAAGAGUCGGAAAGUCGACUCCGGCAUCAGCUUCGGAUCGACCGACAAGCUUCCCCCACCUUCGAUCCGCAGUGGCAACAGUAAUGAGGACAUUUUGGACAAGCCUCUUCCACCACCGCCGGAGAAACAGCCUCCCUUUAAAGCGGGUGGUUCGGCCCUUGAUCGACUGGCCCGCGAACUUCGAAAGCUCGGGGACGUUGGAAAGGCCAAAAGUCUCAAGAAAAUGAGGUCUACAAGUGCCCUCAGUAUCCGUCCAGAGAACCUCCCUAGUCACGCGCCAGAUGAAGAAUCGUACUUCGACACGGAUGAACUGAAGCGCAGGAAUCUGAUUUGGGAGGCUACCACUCGCAAGCGAACUCAUUCAAAACAAUCGAGCUCUGAUUCUCGAUGA
Molecule: messenger RNA, 1356 nt
Organism: Aspergillus lentulus
Lineage: Eukaryota; Fungi; Ascomycota; Eurotiomycetes; Eurotiales; Aspergillaceae
Source: RefSeq, a predicted model, not a curated record